GGUCAUCCAUCUCCCGCUACUCCUGGUUUCGUCUAACGGGGGACCAUAAGAGCACGGCGGCUCAGGGUCAGGACAGUGAGGCCAUGAUACCUUUGAAGGCUUCCGAGAAAGUGUUCCUGCUCUCGGGAGGCGCCGUGCUAACAAUUCACGCAGCAAUGCCAGAAGACGAAGGAAGAUACGUCUGUUUCGCCAACAACUCGGCCGGACAGGAUAAAGUCUAUACAGACCUUAUCGUGAUCGCACCACUGUCCGCAACCAUCGAUCCUCCUGUGCUGAUAGUGGACGCUGGCGGGAGUGCCAACUUAAGUUGCAGGGUGUCUGGGCGCCCCGUGGAAGGAGUUGUGUGGACACAUGACGGCGUCCCACUCUUCGCUUCUGGCUCGUCAUCCGGCAGCUCUGGGACCGGAAGUGCCAAGAUUACUUCCGUUUCCGGAUCUGCAAAUGUGGUCUUGCUGUCACGUGACGUUCUGCGCGUCGCACCAAUGGAGCGAAGUGACAGUGGAAUGUACCAGUGCCUGGUCUACAACCGGCAGGACUCGGCGCAGGGAACUGCGCAAAUAACUGUCACAGAGGACGCUCCAGUGCUAGAAUACGCCUUUCCAGAGGUCCAGGUUACACCCGGUGGUAGUGCGUCACUCAAGUGCUCCGCUUCGGGAAAUCCUUUGCCCCAAGUGACGUGGACCCUCGAUGGAGAAGUGGUUCCUGAACAUUACCACGUCCGCAUUGGGGACUACGUCAGUAGUGAACGCCUCGUACACAGCUACGUGAACUUGACCAGCGUGCGUGUUGAGGACGGCGGCCUCUACUCGUGCGUGGCUCGAAACAGCGCCGGCCAGGCAUCGCACUCGGCACGCCUCGUCGUGCCAGGAAAACCCGUGGCACGGAGACCCACCGCAAACGUCACGGCACUCGCAGGUCAUACGGUACGGCUCUACUGUCCCGUGGCAGGAUACCCCAUCGAGAGCAUCGCUUGGCAAAAGCGGUAUUUUGUUUCCGUUUCCACUUUUUUUAACGCUGCACUUGGUCGGCAUCUUUCGCGCCCAGACGGCCGUUGGCUUCCGCAGAACCAUCGACAACGCAGCUUCCCCAACGGCACCCUGGUGGUGACGCAAGUGCAGCGCAGCCAGGACACCGGCUGGUACGAGUGCACCGCCCGUGACACGCAAGGGAACACAGCCCGAGGGCAGCUCGUUUUGCGUGUGAUGACUCCACCUGUGGUAAGUCCGUUCAAUUUUCCGGAUGACCUGACGGAAGGCAAGCGAGCUGGCGCUGCCUGCAUCGUUUCCGACGGCGAUCCGCCCAUAUCCAUCGGAUGCGCAUCCCGAACCAACGACUACACGUCCUUCUUGUCUAUCGUCGCUGUCCGUCAGGAACUCCACCGAGGCUUGUACACCUGCGUCGCCUCAAACCCGGCAGCUUCGGCCAACUAUACGGCACCUAUGCUGGUCCGUGUUGGCCCACGGUGGCAGCAUCAACCUGAAGACAAGGCCGCUAUUCUGGGCCAACCUUUGAUAUUUGACUGCCAAGCGCACGGUUUCCCAAUCCCGGUUAUCCGAUGGAAGAAGGAACGUU
This is a messenger RNA of Rhipicephalus microplus (southern cattle tick), 1572 nucleotides long. RefSeq names its product cell adhesion molecule Dscam1-like. NCBI's taxonomy places the organism in Eukaryota, Metazoa, Arthropoda, Arachnida, Ixodida, Ixodidae. The record is from RefSeq and is a predicted model, not a curated record. Gene Ontology annotation, molecular function: protein binding. Gene Ontology annotation, biological process: cell-cell adhesion.